AUGGGAUCCGAAUUUGCCGAAAAACACAGCCUUCAAAAUAACAGCGAUCAUUUUGACAAGAACUUGGAGACUGCCAUUAAAGAGUAUCAGAAAUACUAUAAAUUGAAAGUUACCGGAAUUCUCGACUCCGCAACCAUCAAGCGAAUGAAUGUUCCGCGAUGUGGAGCGCCUGAUAACGUCAACGGUCUUGCUCCACAAGAAGCAGCAGUAAAACCACAAUAUCAUUUUUUCCCAAAAAAACCCGUAUGGCCACGUUCUAGGCGCCAUCUCUCAUAUACCUUCAACUCUAGUGCCAAAGGCGCUCCAAUGAGCAUAUCAAGGGGAGUUUUUGCCUAUGCUUUCAAAAAGUGGGAGGAGGUAACUAAGUUCAAAUUUCAUGAGGCGAGUAGAGGUGAGAAAGCUGACGUAGUUAUUGGAUUCCACAGAGGAGAACAUGGGGAUGGGCGCCCAUUCGAUGGGAAUGGUGGAAUUUUAGCUCAUUCUUUUUCUCCCACAAUCGGUGCAUUGCAUUUAGAUGCGGAUGAAAAGUUUAACCAUAGACCCAAGAUCGGUAACAAUGAAUCGGACUAUGUGUGGGUCGCAAUGCACGAGAUAGGGCACAUUCUUGGACUAACUCAUAGUUCAGAAGAGAAAGCCAUUAUGUUUGCUUAUGUGGAAGAUGGAUUAACUAGGAGAGCUUUGCACCAAGAUGAUAUAAUGGGCAUACAUGCUUUAUAUCCUCAUGAAUAG
This is a messenger RNA of Carya illinoinensis, 729 nucleotides long. RefSeq names its product metalloendoproteinase 5-MMP-like. NCBI's taxonomy places the organism in Eukaryota, Viridiplantae, Streptophyta, Magnoliopsida, Fagales, Juglandaceae. Gene Ontology annotation, biological process: collagen catabolic process; proteolysis; extracellular matrix organization. Gene Ontology annotation, cellular component: extracellular matrix. The transcript has a single exon. Gene Ontology annotation, molecular function: zinc ion binding; metalloendopeptidase activity. Bases 1 to 729 code for a protein of 242 amino acids. The record is from RefSeq and is a predicted model, not a curated record.